AUGUCGCCGCUGGACGUCGUCAGGCCCGCGCCGCUCUGCAGCGAGAUCGACCCGCCACUCGCCACGCCGCUGCCGCCGCUCAACGAAAUCGAGCCGCCCACUGUGCCCGUGGUGGUAUGCGUGUUGCCCGACCGCAGCGAGAUAGACCCGCCAGCACCACUGCUGCCCGUGCCCACACUGAGCAGCACGGACCCGCCGUUGCCGCCGGUGCUGCCGCCAGUGCUCACCGUCACGUCGCCCACCGUGCCCGCCGUCGCAGAGCCCGUCUCCAGGCGCACCAACCCAGACGGACCGCUCGAGCUGCCGUCCGGUGUGCGCACCAGCACGCUGCCACUCGUGAAGCUGCUGCUCGCGCCGCUAGAUAUCUCCACAGCGCCGCCCACACCACUGCUCGCGGUGCCAGCAACGCCGCCACUCGUACUGCCAGCAGUCAGCGACACCUUGCCACCCGCUCCGGUGUUGCCACCACCCACGGACAGCUCGAUG
This is a messenger RNA of Phytophthora sojae, 486 nucleotides long. RefSeq lists its product as hypothetical. The record is from RefSeq and is a predicted model, not a curated record. The transcript has a single exon. Lineage: Eukaryota; Oomycota; Peronosporomycetes; Peronosporales; Peronosporaceae. The annotation marks the transcript as partial.